AUGAAAGAGAUACUAAAAAAGCUAGGUGGGAUUGAAACUAAGAUCUCGGAGAAAUGUGGGAAAGUGAGUAAGAGAGUGGACGAGCUAAAGGAGGAAGGUAGAAAGGAAAGAGCAGAACUCAGAAAAAUGUGGGAGGAAGAUAAGAAAAGAAUGAAUGAGAGAAUGGAUGGUAUGGAGAGUAGAUUAGAGAAACUAGAGAUGGCUGUAAGUAGGCGAGGAAAUGGGGAAGGAGAUACAAUGGAGUUAACGGAGGGGCGAAUGGAUGAAGAUGCGGAGAGAAAGUUGAGAAAAAUGGAGUUGGAAAUUGAAAAAAGGGAAAGAGAGGUUAGGAGAAAGAAUGUCAUAUUGAAGGGGAUAGACAUGAAGCCAGGGGUAGACUGGCAGUCGGAGGUAGAGAAAGUGUGGGAGAGAAUGGAAAUAGUAGGAGGUAGAAAAAAUAUGAGAAAAAUUGGCAAUUUGGACAAGGAAGGUAGGGGAUUGUUGCUUAUUGAACUCGAGGGGAAUGACAAGAAGAAGGAGGUGAUGAUGGUCAAGAAUGAUGACCUGACCUAUGAAGAAAGGAGAGUGAGAAAGUUAGUCUUGGAAGAAGCAGCAAAAGAGAGGGCGCUGGGUAAGAAUGUAAAGGUAGAAGGUGGGAUAUAUGAAGCUCUGGGUUAA
This is a messenger RNA of Cotesia congregata, 657 nucleotides long. The record is from the annotation of a GenBank genome assembly. NCBI's taxonomy places the organism in Eukaryota, Metazoa, Arthropoda, Insecta, Hymenoptera, Braconidae.